This is a messenger RNA of Ceratosolen solmsi marchali, 856 nucleotides long. RefSeq lists its product as uncharacterized. The transcript has 5 exons. Gene Ontology annotation, biological process: proteolysis. Gene Ontology annotation, molecular function: serine-type endopeptidase activity. The coding region runs from base 15 to 851 and encodes 278 amino acids. NCBI's taxonomy places the organism in Eukaryota, Metazoa, Arthropoda, Insecta, Hymenoptera, Agaonidae. The record is from RefSeq and is a predicted model, not a curated record.
UUCAUUUCAAAAGCAUGGAAUUCAAUAUAUUUUUACUUUUUGGCGUAUGUGCAAUAAUCAAUACACAGUUUAACUAUCACAUUGUUAACGCUUUACUCGGCUCGGGUGUUCGUAACGCAUUUGAAGAAGAGUUUCCGUUUAUCGUAGCAUUUAGACGUAUAAACAAUGUCAAUCCUAAUCCUUCCCGCGAUCAUAUUUGUACGGGAGCGCUUAUUACCAAACAGCACGUACUUAGUGCUGCACAAUGUCAUGAUCGUAGAUUGGUAAAUCAAACGAUUGUUCUCCAUGGAUCGAAUUCGCUACUCUAUUGUACAACAUAUAGAAUAUUGUGGUGGAUAACGUUUAAUAAGUGGGCUGACUUAACAGGGAGAAAUCAUUUAUUCAGUGAUAAUGACAUAAGCGUUACUAAGUUAAUCUAUGAAGUACAAGGAAACGUUGAACCAGCUCUUUUAUCCUCAGUACCAUACGAUGAUUUAGUUCAUGAGGAGGUUGAUUUAGCAGGAUGGGGUGUAAACUUUCGACGUGCAGUAUCACUAAAUAUGCUUACAGCAAAAACAAGAAUCUUAUCAAUUAGAGAAUGUGAAAAUCAUAUUCAACAUCUUGUUGACCGAAUAAUAGGCAUUCACGAGAGGCACUUCUGUACUUUCCACGACCCUUUUGUUUUAAUGCUACGCGGAGAUUUUGGUGGACCGGUCCUCCACAACCAUAAAAUUAUUGGAGUUAACAAAAAUGUACUUCCAGAUUUGGGGAAAGACUAUAACCAAUUCAAAGUGAACAUUCACACAAGUAUUAAUUAUUACAGAGUCUUUCUUACAGCUGUAACAAAUGAGGAUUUUAAUUUUGAAAAUUAACUAUA